CAUACCCAGAAUGCAAAGUGAGAGACAGCGAAACCUCGGCAGCCUGGAGCCUGUUGGGUUAUCAUGGCGAUAAGAGGCACGUCUUCCCCCUGAGUCUCCGUGGCAACAAACGCUUUGCUUUCCCGCUACAUGAAAACACACGCUGAGCCCCGAGCAGCGCGGAGACCUGCCGGACUUUCAGCCCAGAUUGGAGGAAGGACAUAGCGAGUGACCGUCAUGGCAGCGUCGGAGGAGCUGUACACAAAGUCUGCUCGGGUUUGGAUCCCUGAUGCAGAGGAGGUGUGGAAGUCUGCUGAGCUCACCAAGGACUACAAAAGUGGAGAUGUCUCCCUGCAGCUCAUGCUGGAAGAUGGAAAGAACAUUGAGCACAAGCUGGACCCUAAGACAAGAAACCUGCCUUACCUGCGAAAUCCUGACAUUUUGGUGGGCGAGAAUGACCUCACAGCGCUCAGCUACCUCCACGAGCCAGCAGUGCUGCACAACCUCAAAGUCCGCUUCAUCGACUCGAAGCUUAUCUACACUUACUGCGGAAUCGUACUUGUGGCCAUCAACCCGUACGAGACGCUGCCCAUCUAUGGAACGGAUAUCAUCAACGCCUACAGCGGUCAGAACAUGGGCGACAUGGACCCACAUAUCUUCGCUGUAGCAGAGGAAGCUUACAAGCAGAUGGCCAGGGAUGAGAGGAACCAGUCGAUUAUUGUAAGCGGGGAGUCUGGUGCAGGAAAGACGGUGUCAGCCAAAUACGCCAUGAGAUACUUUGCUACGGUCAGCGGCUCAGCCAGUGAGGCCAACGUAGAGGAGAAAGUCUUGGCUUCCAACCCCAUCAUGGAGGCCAUCGGAAAUGCAAAGACCACCAGAAAUGACAACAGCAGUCGCUUUGGGAAAUACAUCGAGAUCGGCUUUGACAACCGUUACCGUAUCAUCGGUGCCAACAUGAGAACAUAUCUGCUGGAGAAAUCGCGAGUGGUAUUUCAGGCGGACGAGGAGAGAAAUUAUCAUAUCUUCUAUCAGCUUUGUGCAUCUGCCCAUCUGCCUGAGUUCAAGGCUCUGAAGCUGAGCAGUGCAAAUGACUUCCUGUACACGAGGCAAGGCCGCAGCCCCGUUAUCGACGGAGUGGAUGACACCAAGGAGCUUUGCACCACACGCAAUGCCUUUUCCUUGCUGGGUAUUAAUGAGUCCUAUCAGAUGGGUUUGUUCCAGGUUUUGGCUGCCAUUCUUCAUCUGGGAAAUGUGGAGAUUAAGGACAGAGACGCAGACAGCAGUGUUAUUCCUCCCAACAAUCGUCACCUGAUGGCGUUUUGCGAGCUGGUGGGCGUGACCUACCAGGAUAUGUCCCAGUGGCUGUGCCACAGGAAGCUGAAGACGGCCACAGAGACGUAUAUCAAGCCGCUCCCUCGUCUGCAGGCCACGAAUGCCCGUGAUGCCCUGUCCAAACAUAUCUACGCCAAGCUCUUCAACUGGAUUGUGGAGCACGUCAACAAGGCUCUGGUGACAAAUGUUAAACAGCACUCCUUCAUCGGAGUCCUCGACAUCUACGGGUUUGAGACAUUUGAAAUCAACAGCUUUGAGCAGUUCUGUAUCAACUACGCUAACGAGAAGCUGCAGCAACAGUUCAACAUGCAUGUGUUCAAACUGGAGCAGGAGGAGUACAUGAAGGAGCAGAUCCCCUGGACUCUGAUCGACUUCUAUGACAAUCAGCCGUGCAUCAACCUCAUAGAAGCUAAGAUGGGCGUCCUGGACCUGUUGGACGAGGAGUGCAGGAUGCCUAAAGGUUCGGAUGACUCAUGGGCUCAAAAGCUGUACAACACCCACCUAAAGACUUGUUCCCUGUUUGAGAAGCCUCGCAUGUCCAACCGCGCCUUCAUCAUCCAGCAUUUUGCAGACAAGGUGGAGUACCAGUGUGAGGGUUUCCUGGAAAAGAACAAGGACACGGUGAAUGAAGAGCAAAUCAAUGUGAUGAAAGCCAGCAAGAAGUUUGACCUGCUGGUGGAGCUGUUCCAGGACGAGGAGAAGGCAACCAGCCCCACUGGUCAUGUCCAGGGAACCGGGGGCCGCACCCGUCUCAGCAUCAAACCCGACAAGAGCCGGGACACGAGCAGCAAAGAGCACAAGAAGACUGUCGGCUGUCAGUUUCGUAACUCUCUACAAAUGCUGAUGGACACGUUGAACGCAACCACUCCUCACUACGUACGCUGUAUCAAACCCAAUGACUUCAAGUUGGCCUUCUCGUUUGAUCCCAAACGUGCGGUGCAGCAGCUCAGAGCCUGCGGCGUCCUGGAAACCAUCCGCAUCUCUGCUGCAGGCUUCCCAUCGAGAUGGACGUAUCAGGAGUUCUUCAGCCGUUACCGAGUGCUGAUGAAGCAGAAGGACGUCCUCGCUGACAAAAAGUUGACCUGCAAGAACGUUCUGGAGAAAUUAGUGCAGGACCAGGAUAAAUAUCAGUUUGGUAAGACUAAGAUCUUCUUCAGAGCCGGCCAGGUGGCUUACUUGGAGAAGCUGAGGGCAGACAAGCUGCGUGCCGCCUGUAUCCGCAUCCAAAAAACCAUCCGCUGCUGGUUGGCACGCAAGAAGUACCUGCGCAAGCGCAGUGCCGCCAUUACCAUCCAAAGGUUCACCAGAGGAUACCAGGCCCGCUGCCUGGCCAAGUUCUUGCGCCGCACUCAGGCAGCCACUAUCAUCCAGAAGUACCAGAGGAUGUAUGUGGAGAGGAAACGCUACAAGCAGAAGCAGGCAGCCGCUCUGGCCAUGCAAACCAUCCUCAGAGCUUACAUGGCCCGGCAGAAGUAUCAGGCGCUGUUGCGGGAGCACAAGGCGGUAAUCAUUCAGAAGCACGUUCGUGGCUGGUUGGCCCGGUGCUGGUACAAGCGUUGCCUGGAAGCCAUCGUCUACCUGCAGUGCUGCAUCCGCAGGAUGAGGGCCAAGCGUGAGCUGAAGAAGCUGAAGAUUGAGGCUCGCUCAGUCGAACACUUUAAGAAACUCAACAAAGGCAUGGAGAACAAGAUCAUGCAGCUGCAGAGGAAGAUCGACGAGCAGAGCAAGGAAAACCGGUUGGUCAACGAGAGGCUAGUCAGCCUGGAGAGUUCCUACACAGUGGAGAGCGAGCGAAUGCGCGGCGAGCUGAGCCGGCUACGCGGGGUGGAGGAAGAUGCCAAGAACAAAGCCAACCAGGUGUCAUCUCUGCUGGAGGAGCUGGAGAGGCUGAAGAAGGAGCUGAGUGCCACGCAGCAGGAGAAGAAGACCAUCGAGGACUGGGCGCAAAGCUACAGGGACGAAAUGGAGAAAAUGGUGGCAGAGCUGAAGGAUCAGAACGGGCUGCUGAAGAAAGAGAAGGACGACUUGAAUCGGUUGAUUCAGGAACAGAGUCAGCAGAUGACAGAGAAAAUGACUCGUGCGAUAGCAGAGGAGACUCAACAGCUGGAGACCGACCUGAACGAGGAGCGUUCUCGCUACCAGAAUCUCCUGAGCGAACACCUUCGCCUCGAGGAGAAAUACGACGACCUCAAGGAGGAGAUGGCUCUUUCUUCGAACGUCUCGAAGCCUGGCCACAGGAGAACAGAUUCUACCCACAGCAGCAACGAAUCAGAGUACACGUACAACUCCGAGUACGCCGAGUUGGAAGACGGUACCCGUGGCCGCGAAGAUGUGACACGAGGAAUCGACACCUCGCUAACUCUCAAGCUGCAGAAACGUGUCACAGAGCUGGAGCAAGACAAGCAGUUGCUGCGCAACGAACUGGAAAACAGAGAGGAGCAGCUGCAGCGGGCUAGUGCCAUGGCUCGUGGGGCUGAGCUGGAGUACGAGUCCCUGAAGCGUCAGGAGCUCGAGUCAGAGAACAAGAAGCUGAAACAUAACCUAGAAGAGAUGAGGAAAAGUCUGCUCGGUAAUGCUGCUACAGGUGCCGGUGCUCCGGGCUCGCCAGCUUACAAGGUGCUCCUGGAACAGCUCAGCGCCUCCUGUGAGGAGCUGGAGGUCCGCAAGGAGGAGGUGCUGAUUCUGCGUUCCCAGCUGGUCAGUCAGAAGGAGGCCAUGCACCACAAGGAGACCAUGACGGAGCCUUCAGUGUAUAAAGAUGACGUGUCCAAACUGAAGGAUGACGAAGUCAAGCAAGCUUACGUAGGCCUCAAAGACACCAACAGAUCUGCUGCUCCAGACUUACGUAAGCUGAAUGAGGACGGAGAGCUGUGGCUGGUUAAUCAGGGCUUGAAGGAGACCAUCAGGCUACUGGAGCACCAGCUGCAGACUCAGCGGAGGACUUACGAUAAUGAGGUGGAGUCGUUGCGCAGCGAGCUGCAGAACGUCAAGGAGGAGAACAACCGGCAGCAGCAGCUCUUAGCCCAAAAUCUGCAGCUGCCUCCAGAGGCCAGAAUCGAAGCCAGUCUGCAACACGAGAUCACCCGGCUCACCAACGAGAACCUGGAACUCAUGGCAGACGACCCCACGGCAUCCCGAGAGGCUCGAGUCGUCAUUUUACGGCGGAUGGUUGAUCUGAUGGAGCAGCUAGAGAAGCAGGACAGAACAAUCCGAAAGCUCAAGAAGCAGCUGAAGGUUUACUCAAAGAGGAUUGGAGAGAUGGGAGCCGGUCAAACCGAAGGCCAGACAUCUCCGGGACAGAUGGUGGAUGAGCCGAUCCACCCUGUCAACAUUCCUCGCAGGGAGAAAGACUUCCAGGGAAUGCUAGAGUACAAGAAGGAGGAUGAAAUGAAACUGGUUAAGAACCUCAUCCUGGAACUAAAACCUCGUGGGGUAGCAGUGAAUCUGAUCCCAGGUCUGCCAGCCUACAUCCUGUUCAUGUGUCUGAGACAUGCAGACUACGUCAACGAUGACCAGAAGGUCCGCACUCUGCUCACGUCAACCAUCAACAGCAUUAAAAAGAUCUUAAAGAAACGAGGAGAUGAUUUUGAGACCGUCUCUUUCUGGCUGGCCAACACCUGCCGCUUCCUGCACUGUUUGAAACAGUACAGCGGAGACGAGCAAUUCAUGAAGCACAACACGUCGAGGCAGAACGAGCACUGUCUGUCCAACUUUGACCUCGCAGAGUACAGACAAGUGAUCAGCGACCUGGCCAUCCAGAUCUACCAGCAGCUGAUCAAAUGCAUGGAGAACAUCCUCCAGCCCAUGAUAGUCUCUGGCAUGUUGGAGCACGAGACCAUUCAGGGUGUGUCCGGGGUUAAGCCCACGGGCCUGCGUAAACGGACGUCAAGCAUUGCCGACGAGGGCACCUACACCCUGGACUCCAUCCUGCGACAGCUCAGCGCCUUCCACUCCACCAUGUGCCAGCACGGCACCGACCCUGAGCUCAUCAAGCAGGUGGUGAAGCAGCAGUUUUAUAUCAUCGGCGCUGUCACACUCAACAACCUGCUGCUACGCAAAGACAUGUGCUCCUGGAGCAAAGGCAUGCAGAUCAGGUACAACGUGAGUCAGCUGGAGGAGUGGCUCAGAGACAAAGGUCUGAUGACCUGCGGAGCCAAAGAGACGCUGGAGCCUCUGAUCCAGGCCGCUCAGCUGCUGCAGGUGAAGAAGAAGACUGACGAGGAUGCAGAGGCCAUCUGCUCCAUGUGCCACGCUCUCACCACUGCUCAGAUCGUAAAAGUCCUGAACCUCUACACCCCCGUCAACGAGUUUGAGGAAAGAGUGUCAGUUGCAUUCAUACGAACCAUACAGACUCGCUUGCGGGACCGCUGUGAGAGUCCCCAGCUGUUGAUGGACACGAAGAUGAUCUAUCCCGUCACCUUCCCGUUUAACCCUUCUUGCCUCGCACUGGAAACCAUCCAGAUCCCCAGCUCGCUCAACUUGGGCUUCCUCACCCGUGUCUAAUCCGAGCCCACGAGAGCACUCUGAGCCCUGCGGCGAUGUUGUCUUAGUGGCCACAGUCGGAUUUGCAAGUCACCGUCUCCCCCGAAAAAUUUAGAACACCACGAACACUCGCAAAUUUCACUCAAGUUAACACGAUUUGAAGUCACGUUUAAAUAAACAGGUGAAAAGUUUCAGCAGUUUCUCUAGUUUAAACUCGGACAUGCACGCACAUACAUGAAAAAUGCAGACACGUCACAUCUGUAAAGUAGUUUCAUCCUCCGAACGUACAGACGCACACUCGCCUUCUCUCUUUCACGAACGCACAGAUACGCACACACGUGGUCAUUUCCGCUGGUUUAAAUCUGGCCGUAAGCCCCGAGCAUCAUCCGCUGCUUGUACAAAACGCCUGCCUCUUAGAGAAGCCACAGGACCAGAUCAAUGCCUCCAGUACUCUCCAUCGAUCCUUCAUCUGCGUUUCCAGUAAUCAUUAAGAUAGUUGUUGUUGUUGUCGUCUCGAUACACGAGUUAUAAUUUGUCAGUCUAGCAGUCUGCCCUCAUGUUGGGUGAAUUCUGAGCUCCUGUGUGAGGGCUGCUGAAUGAUGAGGUGAAAAAGUCAGCGCUCUCUCCACCCCGUGUUGAGGUGACCACUGAGCAGGUUUCACUUUGUACGUUUUAUUCUCUGAACACGUCAAGCCAAGACAAAAUUCAUCAUCUGUACUAUAUUAUUUAUACAUAAAUAAAUAUAUAUAUAAAUAUAAAUAAUAUAUAUCCUGUAUUUUAUUUAUUGCACUUAUAGCUACAUCCCUUUUUAAGAUUAGAAGCUUCCCCCUUGCAGCGAAUGUGUCCGAAGUGAAGGAUGGGACCACUCUUUCCCACGGCAAACAGCUUCUUAGAGACAGUUUAAGUUUUAGUUGCUUCCUUGGCUGUUAUGUCAAUAUCAGGUAAAUAUGUAGUAUCUUUAAUGAGUGCCGGCACAGAUAAUUAUUUGUUAGGUCGCGUCUUAAACCUUGAGAUGUUUUUUUGUCAUGUUUAGCCUGCAUGUCUGGCAUAUGAAGUGUAGCACAGGUUUUAUAGACGACAGAUUGAGAAGGUUCGAGGUUCAAACUCUGCAAAGGGUUUAACCUGCGACAGUCUGCACCGUUUACAGCUGUGACCAAAGCCGAGCGUCACAGGAAACACUGGCAUGAACACAUACUGUAUGAGUACCAACCUUACACUCUGCUUACUGUUUUUUUUUUUCUUGUCUUCUGGCUCACAGCCAUAAAAAUGUUUUACUGUUGUCAUUGUGCGAUUAUUUAUUUUUUUCAGUAUUGUCAUUUUCUUAAGAUAAUCUAAAGCCAUGUAUUACUGAGCAGAAUAGAUGGAAAAGGCUCUAUGAAGUUUAAUGCAAAUCUGUUGAGCUUUACAUUCCCUCUGCUGCAUCCUCUCACUAACACAGCUCUGUUCGACUCCUCUUACAUCUCCUACCCGUCCACCUUCACUCAGCAUGUCCCAACGUGGGCUUUUAUUACCAGAAAAACAAUGUGUUCAUUUAUUCCUCUUCUCAGUUUCACAGCUGGGUUAAGGGUGACAAAGAAGUUUUGUUUUUUGUCUUUCUGUUGUAGGUGCACAUGUUCUUUCAGCUCAGAUUGUUUGCUUGCAUGCACCGCUACUCCUGCUGCCCCCACUUAAACUGCAUGGGUUUGGCAAAAUCCAAGUGCAUGUUUUUGAUUUUAAAGAAGAGAAACCCGGGCACAGGUGAAGUGUCGGACGAUUGUCUGGUAAUCUGCCCAUGUUGUGAUUGAAGUAGUUUUCACACAUGCAUCUGCUGGAUUUGUGAGAAGAGUUGCAUGAGAUAUUUAAUAUAUUUAACCUGCCAGCUCACGUUAAAAAAAAAAGUGCAGCUAAUUAUGGAGCUGAAUGGGUAUCAUGUCCAGCCUCCUACAUUACCCAGGUGGCACCCUCACCUAAACAAAAUCCCCUUUUCCCACUUAUGUGGGCAGCAGUACUGGAACCAGUGCUGAUGUGAAAACAGUUCCGAGAAUAAGCUCACAUUUCAGCAGGUGUGAGAAACCGUUAUUAUGCAGUGUUACCAGCAGAUUUUGGGUCAUUUCCAUGUGAAGAACUCAGGCCAGUCAUUGGUCAGUUUCUUGUGAUAGUCCCUCCUAUAUUCACUGACAUCACUGGUCAGGGUUAGGCACAAGUGCUUUUUGAGAAAAUGUAUAAAACCAGUUUAGACUGGGUACAGUGGAAAAGAAGUAAAAGGAUGCACUGACCGGAUUCACCAGCCAUUAUUCAGAGUUUGUGUGUGAAAACAGCUUUUCCUCCAUUUGCUGCCUCUUCUUUUGGCACUUCUAGUUUACUUCCUGUUGUGCCAUUAGUAUUAAGCUGCCUCUCGCCUUGAUGUGAACCUUAUUUUGCCCAGUGACCUUACCCUUUCAAAAACCACAUUUCACUUUGAUGGAAUAUUUUCUCCUAACACACGUGAACUGGAUUCUGCAGUUUUGAUUUUAAUUUCUCGAACCUUUUCAAGGAUGUAAAAUUUACACGCAGAGGGGAAAAAAACUAUUAAGUUGAAGUACGAAUGCCAAACUCUAAUUUUAAGUGGAGUAAUUAUGUAAAGCUAUUUUGUGUUGCACUUUCCUGGGACCAUGUUUUUGUUAUAUUGGUUGGAUUUGUAGCUGGUUUAAUGUAUGUCGCGUGCAAAGAGAACAUAUCUUGUAGGCGUAAGAAAGACGGUUAAUGAAGGAAUUAAUCAACUAUAUGAAUGUUUAAAAACAUUGAAGCGUAUCAUGAUUUUUAGCUGCACAUUGUAGACCAAGCCUUAUCUGAAUCACUUGCUAUCUGAAUGACUUACACACAUGAUCAACGAACAUUGUGGCAUUGUUUUGUUCUGUCAGUGCAGUUUUUUUUCUUUCACUGUAAAAUGAAUAUAAAUGUGUGUUUUAUUUUGAUUGCAUGUCAUUUGGUCCUGCAGUUGGUGUCACAGACAUCAAAAUGAACUUUUUUCAACACUGCAGAGGAAAUCUGAUAGACGAUAGAUGGGUAUGGACUGGAAAAAGAAAUCCAUCAAACUUCCCCGUUCUUUUCAUACAAAUGCAGCCUGUUGAGCUUCCUCUAGCUAAUGUCCUGACUGACUGAACAUCUCUUUGUUAACACUACAAGUUGAUGUGUGGCGCAGGUGUCAGAGAUGAAGUCAGUGGACACUGCAAAGGAUUAGCUAGUUUCAGAGGAAAAACAAAAAGCAUCUUCAUUCAUUCAUUCAGUGUUUUGUGUUACUUUCUUAGUUGAGCAGAGCUGCUGCAGCAUCUUGUUCCCCUGGGCUUCUCUUGGGCUCUCAAACAGGAGAAAUAUGUCAUUCAUUCACUCUGCAUUUCCAUACUAAAGAGAGAAUCGGCUGUAUGAUAUGACUCAGACAUUAUAAAUUACCAUUGUUCUCAUCAGCACUAGCAUAAAUUGUGCCGUUUUAAAGAAAUGUUCAAAACUAACUUAAAAAGAGAUACAUCCCCUCCCCAGCUCUUGCGGUACUGGUGUGAACAUGCUGAAGCCGGUACCAGAUGUUUCCUCUCCGAUCCCAUGUGUACAUUUGGAAAAACUGGACUGUUUGUAGUUUCUGGUAGCUGUGCUUAGUGAAUGUGUUCACUGUUAAGAAACUUGGAAUAAAUUGUCAAAUCUGUAAAAGUAAAAUAAAAGAAUUCAGCACUG
Messenger RNA from Oreochromis aureus, 9477 nucleotides. It is a transcript of the gene myo5aa, whose product is annotated as myosin VAa. The record is from RefSeq and is a predicted model, not a curated record. Gene Ontology annotation, biological process: actin filament organization; vesicle transport along actin filament. Lineage: Eukaryota; Metazoa; Chordata; Actinopteri; Cichliformes; Cichlidae. The coding region runs from base 217 to 5814 and encodes 1865 amino acids. Gene Ontology annotation, cellular component: vesicle; actin cytoskeleton; cytoplasm. The transcript has 42 exons. Gene Ontology annotation, molecular function: ATP binding; microfilament motor activity; actin filament binding.